AAAAAAAAAUUAAGAAAAAAAAGGUUCGGAAUUUGCUGGUUUUGUUCUGUGUCGCUGGGUCGCUCAACCUCAAAAUCUAUCUCGUCCUUAAUUGUGCAUGUCUUUGUAUUUCUCAGAACUCCCAUGGCCAAACCAAAGGCACCCAGACGAACCCUCGACUCCUACACCGUCAAACACAUCAACAAAACCAUCCGAGCCGGGGACUGCGUGCUCAUGCGGCCGUCGGAUCCGGCGAAGCCGUCCUACGUGGCGAAGAUCGAGCGGAUCGAGGCGGACGGGCGCGGGGCCAACGUGAAGGUCUACGUGCGAUGGUACUACCGGCCGGAGGAAUCGAUCGGCGGCCGGCGGCAGUUCCACGGCUCCAAGGAGGUCUUCCUCUCCGACCACUUCGACCUGCAGAGCGCCGACACCAUCGAGGGCAAGUGUACGGUCCACAGCUUCAAGAGCUACACCAAGCUCGACGCCGUCGGCAACGACGACUUCUUCUGCCGUUUCGAGUACAACUCCUCCACCGGCUCUUUCAAUCCCGAUCGUGUCGCCGUUUAUUGCAAGUGUGAGAUGCCUUACAACCCUGAUGACCUAAUGGUUCAGUGUGAAGGCUGCAGUGAUUGGUUUCAUCCUGCUUGUAUAAACAUGAAUGCAGAGGAAGCUAAAAGACUUGAUCAUUUCUUCUGCGAAAAUUGUUCCUCUGAAAGUCAGAAGAAAUUGCAGAAUUCUCAUAAUGCUUCCAGACACGCAGAUACAAAGGUGGAUACAAAACGACGUCGGAGGUGACAUAUAUAAACAUAUUGUAGAUGUAUAAUGGAGGAACUGGAGGUUCUGUCUCUUCUAAUUUUGGGCAGGCUUCAAGCAAACACAGAGGCCCUAUCCAAAGCUCUGUAGUAUUUGUGAGUUGAUGGGGGGAGAAUGUUUUGAAAACCUUUGUCACGUUUUCUUAGAAGGUUGAGGAUGUGUUUGGUUGUCUGCAUUCAUGUAACAUAAUCUAUCUCUCUGCUCCAGUUUCUUGUUCUUGAAUUAGGAACGGGUAUACUUGCCCUCGAAAAAAGAAGAAAAAGAAAAAAGAAAAAAGAAUGUGUAUAGUACUCGAGCAAUAGAUACAGGCUUUUUCAUGUAUCUACUGUGGUGUAUAUUUUCAGGAAAUUGCUUGAUAAAUCAUAGGUUUUGUUGCUCUCAGAAUGAUUAAACCAAAUCACGAUUAUGCUGCUUAGGCUCCAAGACUUGAAUGCUUUCCUUCACAUUGUUUGUUGGAAUAAAUUUCCCCCCCAUCUCAGACUAAUAAUAGCUGCCUUUACCGUUCCUGUU
This is a messenger RNA of Alnus glutinosa, 1302 nucleotides long. RefSeq names its product chromatin remodeling protein SHL-like. The coding region runs from base 124 to 774 and encodes 216 amino acids. The transcript is spliced from 5 exons. Gene Ontology annotation, molecular function: chromatin binding. NCBI's taxonomy places the organism in Eukaryota, Viridiplantae, Streptophyta, Magnoliopsida, Fagales, Betulaceae. The record is from RefSeq and is a predicted model, not a curated record.